UCCGCUACCCACGGCAGUGGGCGAAGACCGGCCACGGGGAUAAAAAGCUCCUCGGGACUCCGGUAUGUCACUGCCUGAAGCCGCAGUGACUCGGUCACCAGAGCUGAACCUCAGCAGAGAUAGCAUCAAGCAGGCACUUCCACGCCGUGCAGGCUAACUCGCUUUCGGCUUUGGUUCGAGAUGGAAACUCGUCGCACCGUGAGGGGCUCCAGCGCCCGCAACUACAAGGGUGGACUAACCCUAUGGCUGAUUUUGUGGCUGGUGGUGGUGAAGCCGGGUGGGGUCACAGCAUGCCCCAAGCUGUGUGUGUGUUACCCUACGCCCAUGACGGUCAGCUGCCAGUCCCAGAACCUCACCAUAGUGCCGGCCGGUGUGCCCUACAACUCACAACGUGUUUUCCUCCAGAACAACCGCAUCACAGAGCUUCGCGCAGACUCUUUUGGCUUUGAGACACAAGUGCUUUGGCUAUAUGGCAACAACAUCACAUGGAUUGAGGCUGGAGCCUUCAGUAACCUCAGGGUACUGGAAGAGCUGGAUCUGGGUGACAACCCUUCACUGCGCCACUUGGAAGGUGGAGCCUUCAGGGGCUUGGAGAAGCUGCAGAGCCUGCAUAUGCAUCGUUGCAAGCUGGCCACUCUCCCCCAUGAUCUCUUCCACAAGCUGUACAGCCUGCAAUUUCUCUAUCUGCAGGAAAAUCAACUCCAUUUUCUGCAUGAUGACCUUUUCUCUGAUCUGGUCAACCUCACCCAUCUGUUCCUGCAUGGGAACCGUAUCCGUACCCUCACUGAAAAUGUGUUCAGGGGUCUGGUCAACCUGGACCGUCUCCUUCUGCAUGACAAUCGCAUCAGGCAGGUCAACCGCAGGGCCUUUCGUGACCUUGGUCGUCUUACCAUCCUCUACCUGUUCAACAACUCCCUGGCUGAGCUACCAGGACAGACCAUGAAAGACGUCCAAGACAUCCAGUUCCUCCGCCUCAAUGGUAACCCCUGGUCCUGUGGCUGUGAGGCACGUCCCCUUUGGGAGUGGUUCCGCAAGGCCCGCAUCUCCUCAUCUGACCUUAUGUGCACUUCCCCCUCUACACGUCGUGGUCAGGACCUCCGAUUCCUCCGGGAAAUGGAUUUCGCUCUCUGCCCUCUUCCUGACCCCGGCUCUCUGGCUGGAUCCACCACAACCACCUUCAGUACCAAGACCCGCUGGUGGUUCUCCAAGAACAAACCCGAAUCCAAAUCAAAGUCCUUGUACCAGAAGAGCUCAGAAACAGUGAAGUCAUUCCCUUUCCCUGCGGUCAAGCCUCAGUUCCCCUCCAAGUAUGAACUGUCAGCUGAUGAGGCAGCCCUCCCCAAACUCGACCAAGAAGAAUACUGGACCAACUAUGGCAAUGAAGAUUCCUCUGUCCGCUGUGUUGAGCUGGACUGUGCUCCAAGCUAUGACGACGAAGCCUUCCCCUCAUUCUCCUCCCUAGCCAUCACUCCACGCCCACUCCACUUCCUCAGCCUCACCAUACUCGUAUUCUCCCUCCAUUUCCUUUUCAGCUGAACUCCUUUCACCUCUCUACCUGUUUCUUUCUCUGAUUUCUCCCUCUCCUCUUUCUAAUUCUAACAAAAACCUGGAUCUCGAGUCCUUUCAGUUGCCUCCUCAACAUGCAAGGGGUGCUACACUGAAGCGGGAGACAGGCAAGGCAGCAGGGAGCUGCUUAAAAGUGCCAGGUCAGUUGAGCUGAUGUAGAGCAAGACAAAUUUGAUCGUGAAAUAUCUGAUCUUUCGCAGUACAGGCUUAGGAUGACAUCAGAGCUGAAUGACAGUGACAACACAAAGGCAGAAAACUACCAAGUUAGCUGGUGGGGUCUCCAGAUGUCUUUUUUUCUAUCACAGCUGUAAACAGCGCAGGCGUUGUAAACCUAUCCAGCUGUUUUCUAUAUUAACUAGUACACACAAUUCAAUUAUCACUAACAUUAUUAAAGGAAGAUUAUUUGGCACUACCAGAAGUAGGAUAAAGAUGUGGAUUAACAAGAGAGAUCUAGGAGGAGAGAAGUAUAGCAGUUUGAGGUGUUCACUUCAAUGCAACCAGGAGUGACUAACCUCCCUCCUUCAGAUUCAAAACCUUGUGUGAUCCCAGAGAUGCCAGCAAACCAUCUGUACAUACCACACACCAUCACUGUACAUACGCAUCCCGCACACUGUAUCUUAGACUAGGUGGAUCUGUACUUUGAUCGUAGUGAACAGCUUUUUGUGAAGAUAGAAGAGAUGCUUAGACUGUAAAAGGAAGGCAAGCAAAUUAAAUAUGCGCCUCUUGAUUUCCACUAUUAUCACUUUGCCCUUUAUAAAUCUAAAAGUUUUAGAUAUCCCAGACAUGGAGUUAUAACUGAUUUGUGUGUGUGUUUCAAUUUUCUGUUGUGGUUGUGUGAGUGAAACUUAAGUAUUGUAGAUUAAGAGAGUCUAAAAAAGUCUGGAAGAGGCGGGUCUUCAUCUAUGUUAGACAAGUGAGUGCCUGUAUGCAUGUUGUGUGGAAGUCCAGAAGUCCUAUUUCAUUACACUUAUAUUGUUUUUUAUUAUUUUACGUGUCUGUAUGUGCUUUUUUUUCUAACCUGAAAUCUGAAAAAAAAAUCCUUCAUACACACAAAAAAAAUGACCAAUAACUGUAUUUUAAAACUGCAUGCAGCAUUUACACUCUGAACCAUCUCUUCUCUUUAUAAGCUGAACCUUUCUAGCCCCAGUAUGUGUUUAUGGAAAAGUGUAUGUGUGUUGUUUAAGACCAAUGAAACCUAACUGUGACAUACGGUCCACGUCGGCCCCACAUGUUAAAUCUGAAACCAAACCUCGAUGAUGACUGUGAGUUUCAGAACAGAACAUGAAAGAUACUGUGACAUUUGUUAGAGUCUGUUUUUUUGAUGAAAAAUUAAAAAACUGUUAUGGAAGUGCUUUGCUUUAUUAAAAAAUAA
Oreochromis aureus is the source of this 2938-nucleotide messenger RNA. RefSeq names its product reticulon 4 receptor-like 2b (gene rtn4rl2b). Lineage: Eukaryota; Metazoa; Chordata; Actinopteri; Cichliformes; Cichlidae. The transcript is spliced from 4 exons. The record is from RefSeq and is a predicted model, not a curated record. Gene Ontology annotation, cellular component: plasma membrane. Bases 181 to 1536 code for a protein of 451 amino acids. Gene Ontology annotation, molecular function: protein binding.